Messenger RNA from Jatropha curcas, 1820 nucleotides. RefSeq lists its product as uncharacterized. NCBI's taxonomy places the organism in Eukaryota, Viridiplantae, Streptophyta, Magnoliopsida, Malpighiales, Euphorbiaceae. The record is from RefSeq and is a predicted model, not a curated record.
UCCGGUGUGCUCACAUUUUGAAUCUCGUUGAUAUUUUUUUAUAAUAACACGUUUAUAGGUGGUGGAGCUAACCUCCUGGAAUCAACCGGAUAUAUAUAUUGUUCCUUUUUCCUUUCGCUUUUGCAAGUUUGGGUUGGCUUCUUUGGCUUCAUGUCGGUCUCAAAGCUCCUGGUUUUUUCGCUCCUUCUUGCCCUAAUUUUCUCCGCCGUUAGGGCGGAGGCGGAUGUUUCAAUCCAAACCGAUAAUCAAGUCAUUGGAUCAGACGCCGCUGAUUCCUCUGCUUUGAAGAUCGAAAUUGACCAACUUAAGUCUAAGAUCCAUGCACUUGAAUCCCACAUUGAUGAGAAAACUCGAGAACUGAAGAGCAAGGAUAAUAUAUUAGCACAAAAGGAGAAAAUCAUUCAAGACAAGUCAGAUAGUAUUGUGUCCUUGCAAAGUGAAAUAUCUUCCCUUCAGAAAAAGGGGAAAUUAGACACUGCUGAGCAGGUGGGAAAGGCUCAUGCACGGGCUGGCGAACUGGAGAAGAAGGUUGCCGAACUGACAAAGGAAUUAGAAACACAACAGAGGCAGAAAGAUGCCCUGGAAGCACAAGUCAGUGGGGCUGAAAAGAAGAUUGGUGAAUUGAACUCAAAAUUAGAGAAUCUUCAAAAGAUUAAUGAUGAACAGAAGAGCAAACUUCGAAAGACAGAACGUGCUCUUAAAGUUGCCGAGGAAGAAAUGAUGAAGGCAAAGUUCGACGCUACUUCGAAAACUAGAGAGUUAAUGGAGGUUCAUGGAGCCUGGCUUCCACCUUGGCUUGCUGUACAAUUAGUCCGUUUUCAGACACAUUGGAAUGAGCAUGGAAAGCCUGUCAUGGAAAUGGCGAUUCAAAAGGCCAUGGAUAAAAAAGCUGAUGCUGAAGAGUGGGCCAAACCCCACUUGGAAACAAUUAAAACUAAAUGGAUCCCUGCUGGAAAGGAGCAAUGGUUACUGAUAACAACUCAUCUUGAACCACAUGUUCAAUCACUGAGUGCAAAAACAAUCGAAGCUUUUGAAGCCUUAAAGACUGCAAUAACUCCAUACGUUGUCAGAGUACAAGAAUUUGUCGAUCCUCACUACCAGGAAGCUAAGAAGUUAAGUAAGCCAUACAUCGAUCAGGUUGUAACUGUGACAAAACCCCAUGUUGAUAAAGUUAGGGUGGCUCUGAAGCCCUACACAAAGCAGGCGGUUCACGCUUAUGGGAAAUUUUUGGAGUCCGCAACCACAUACCAUCAGCAGGUGCAAGGAACUGUACAAGAAAAGCUGAAUAAGCAUGAGUUGACAAGGCCUCUUGCUACUAAGGAGUUGAUCUGGUUUACGGCCUCUGCUUUGUUGGCCUUACCCAUCAUCAUUUUGUCAAGAAUUUGUUCAGUCAUUUUCUGCAAAAAGGCAAAGAAACCUACUCGAAAUGCUAACGCCAGCCAUUCUCGUCGAAAGGCUAAACGAGGGCAUCCAGACAAGUAGAGAGCCUCAAGUUUAUUUGCUGGUCUUCUCCCGUUGGGAUAUGUUUGCGACGGGGCUUGUACCAUUUGCAUGAGCUCUUGGAUCUACACUGUUCAAUCUGAUCAAGAAGUACAAUGUUUUUGGAGCUCCUGCAUAUUUAUCUCUCUUUUUCUUUUCACGUUACAGAAUGAGACGUCCUGAGGAUUUUAGAUGUAAUAUGGGUUGGGUUCAUUAGCAUCGAUAGAGUUGUAGUUUAUUGUUCUUUUUGUUUAUUAUUCUUAAUUGACAGUUGAAAUAAUUAUAUAAUCUACCACUUUUGUGUUGAUUAGAAUCGAAUGAUAUCUGUUGCUGUUGCUUUA